This is a messenger RNA of Sinocyclocheilus grahami, 2433 nucleotides long. RefSeq names its product zinc finger protein 280D-like. Gene Ontology annotation, biological process: regulation of DNA-templated transcription. Gene Ontology annotation, molecular function: RNA polymerase II cis-regulatory region sequence-specific DNA binding; DNA-binding transcription factor activity, RNA polymerase II-specific. The record is from RefSeq and is a predicted model, not a curated record. The coding region runs from base 1 to 2343 and encodes 780 amino acids. The transcript has 18 exons. NCBI's taxonomy places the organism in Eukaryota, Metazoa, Chordata, Actinopteri, Cypriniformes, Cyprinidae.
AUGCAUCCCAAACCUAUCACAAUACUCAUAGUGCCACCUGUUGGUCAAAAUAAACAGAAGCGACGAGACAAAACUGCCAAAGCUGCUGCUUGUCGAAUUGAACUCCCAACAGAACGGAUGUCUGAGCUGUUUAUGGAGUGUGAAGAGGAGGAGUUGGAGCCGUGGCAGAAGACAAUUCCAGAAAUCAAUCUGAUAGAUCUUGAAGAUGAUGACGAUGAUGAACCAAUAUUUGUCGGUGAAAUCUGUAGCUCCAAGCCUGCGGCCAACACAAGACAAGGUGCUGUUAACCAACAGAACCGGCGAAACGUCCCGGUUCAAAAACCCUCAAUGUUGGCAUCAUCACAAAAGCCUCCGCAAGCUCCGCCGAACCCCGCAAGUGUUGCUAUAGGUCCUACAAUCAUGGUCAGAGGUGCUGCCCCUUCAGGAGGAAAUCCCAUCCUCAUCCCUAUUAACACAACUCUAGGACCUCAAACAGCCCCUCAACCCAUCAUUAUUAACAAUCAGGGUUACAUUGUAGCAUCACCACAGAAUCUCAACAGCAGCACCUCGUUCAUCAGCGCUUUGGGGUCACAGUAUCCACUAGGAACCACUCUCACGGUUGUGCCAGCAGCAGGUCAGCAGAUAUUGCCGCAAGUCACCAUCACACCAAAGCCGGGGGUCAUUCACAGGCCUCAAGUGCAGCAUAUCCAGGACAAUGUGGUGACCUUGUCCAAUGUACGAGCCCCAGCUAACCUUUCUUCUCAGUCCCACACUACUUCAGGAUAUCUAAACACAACAGGCAUCGUUCCAGCAACACUAGCUAAACAAAAAACUUUAUCCCUGCAAACUAUGAACAGCAAAGAUAAUGGCACAAUGAUAAAUGUCACAAGCAACAGUGGGUCCAAAGGAGGUAAGCUUGACAUGGCUGGAGAUAAUGAUUUCCCCUUCAAAAAGAAUUGUCCCAGGUGUCAGAAUGUGUUUGGCUUUCAGCCUUUAAAAAAUCAUAUGAAGCUGUGCUGCCCUGAAUUAUUAGACUCUGUGUUCCCCUCAACAUCGAAGUCUGACAAACAAGCCAGUGCACCUAAAGUCUAUGAGUCUGACAAAGGCAAACUCAUCAUGCUGGUUUCAGACUUCUACUACGGGAAAUGUGAAGGGGAUCCAUCUCUGAUUCUCAAAUUCAAGUCCAACACCACCUUCAAGUGCAACAGCUGUUUAAAAAUGCUCAAGAACAAUAUCAGGUUCAUGAACCACAUGAAACAUCACCUGGAGUUGGAGAAGCAGAACAGCGAGAGCUGGGAGAGUCACACUACAUGUCAACAUUGUUACCGACAGUAUUCAACUCCUUUUCAACUGCAGUGUCACAUAGAGAGUGCACACAGUCCCUUCGAGUCCACCACCAACUGUAAAAUAUGUGAAUUGGCUUUUGAGACGGAGCAAGUGCUUCUGGAGCACAUGAGGGACAAUCACAAACCUGGAGAGAUGCCCUAUGCCUGUCAGGUUUGCAACUACAGGUCCUCCUUCUUCUCUGAUGUGGAUAACCAUUUCCGCACAGUUCAUGAAAACACUAAAGACCUGCUUUGUCCCUUUUGCCUGAAAGUCCUUCGCAGUGGCCAUAUGUACAUGCAACACUACAUGAGACAUCAAAAAAAAGGGAUUCAAAGGUGUGGAAAGUGCCGACUAAAUUUCCUCACCUAUAAGGAAAAAGUAGAACACAAGACACACUUCCAUCGAACCUAUAGGAAGCCUAGAAAACUUGAAGGAUUGCCUCCAGGAACCAAGGUGACGAUUCGGGCCUCAGUUUCUGGUGCGCAAAUGGGUUCUGAAACUUCAAGCAAAGCCUACAUCAUACCAACAAGUCCUGAAACGACCAAACAACCUGUUAGAAUAGCAGCAAACACAACCAAACCAAACGUAAAUGGAGGAAAGGCAAAGACGACAAACCAAUUCAGCUGGAACCGAAGCAACCAAAAUAAUGAGCUUAAAAGUUUGAAGCUUCCAAGUGGAGGAAAUAGGUGUGUUGAGUGUCUCUCAGAGGUUAUGGACCCUUAUGUUCAUUAUCCUUUAUUGCUGAGAUGCAAUAUAUGCAAGUUCAGAUCGAGUUGCCAGAAAGCCUUCAGACAUCAUAUGUUCAGGUUUCACAGCAAUUCUCCUAAAGUACGGUUUGGGAAAGUGAGGAAGCCUCCACGUGGUUUGCGGAGUCUAACGCUGGUGUGUCUCAAGUGUGACUUUCUGGCAGACGCUUCUGGCACUGACCAGAUGUCCGAGCAUUUGCUCAACAGGCCAAACCACUCCUGCCAGGUCAUCAUGGAGCCAGUUACCAAUGGAGGAUCAGAAAUGAACAGUCUUAAUUGGGAUGCCUAUUAAGUGGUAUUCGGGAGACCUUGCUUAAAUUAAAACGGGAGUUUUUGCAUUAAUUAAGGCUGAAGAAUAUAUUCUUAUUAAUGUGGACCACAA